AAUUGUCAAAUUGUCAAGACUCAGUCAGGAUGCAUCAAAGCAUUACUCUUGUAGCUCUGAUUCCGGUCGCCCUCGCCAUCGUCUUUGCCAGUCUUUACCAGAGCUGGCGUACAUCAAGAGCCUGGAAUCACAUCCCCACCCACGAUUUUACAGAUGGACGCAAUGACCGAGAACGAUAUAUCAACGACCUCAAGGACUUGCUGGAGUCUGGCUAUCGCAAAUACAACAAAGCCGGCCUUGCGUUCAAAGUGCCCAUUCCAAUCGGUGGCUACUCGGUCAAGUAUCGCGUGGUCCUCCCCAAGGAUCAUCUCGAGGAGAUGAAACAUCUGCCAAACAACAUCUUCAGCUGGGCUUUGGCAUCCGCCGUCAUCUUUGCGCAGGAUUACACGGGCGCUCCUCACCGUGGGCCUUGGUCAGGAAAGGCAUUACGAGUCGGCAUCCAUCAAAACCUCGAGAGCAUCACCAAACAGUUGUCGGAUCGAAUCGACGAAUAUUUCGGAAAGUACCUGCCACAAGACCCGUCGUCGACGACCUCCAUCAACUUCAUGGACUUCUUUGUGCCUGCCAUUGCCAACGUCACAAACGCUCUUCUCUGCGGCGAGGAACUGGCUUCAGACUCAGAAUGGAUCCGACAAACCAUCGAUUUCUCCGUCAACCGCUACAAGUCCGCGGACGAUGUCCGAGCCUGGCCGCCGUUCAUUGCAACUUUUGUUGCACCACUAAUCCCCAGCGUGCGGAGGCUGCGCCAAAGCCGACUGUAUGUCAAGCGACAAUUGACCCCCAUGUACGAAGAUCUCAAGAGCCGCAAUAUGCUAGGCUCAGACGAAAAGGCCAAGCUACGGAAACAGUCAUAUGGAUUUCAGUGGCUCUGGGGUGGUGCGCCAGAAAACAUCACCCUCGAGGAUUUCUCAGACACCAUGAUGAGGACCUUGAUUGCAUCGAUCCACACUACAGCCAAGACCAUGAGCAUUGCACUGAUGGACAUGCUGAGCCAACCUGAAUAUCUAGAGGAAUUGCGUCAAGAAGCUCUCGAUGCUCAAAGGUCAGACGGUAGCAUCAAUAUUGAUGCACUCUUCAAGUUGGAUUGCUUUCUGAAAGAGAUAACGAUGAAUCGGAUUGUGACAAAGCCCUACACUUUCCACACCUCCGGCCUCAGCUUACCCGUAGGAACCAUGACAACGGCAGCCACCGCAGCAAUCGCCACGGACCCCGACACCUUUGGUCGCGAUUCCAACGAUUUCGACGGGCGUCGAUUCGCCAAACUUCGCGAAGGCAACCGAUCUGGCGAAAGCUCCUUCAAAAUGGGUAUGGCCACGGAGGAUUCUUUGGGUUUCGGGCUGGGCAGUCAAGCGUGCCCCGGCCGAUUCCUCGCCGUCAACCAGAUGAAAUUGUACCUGUCGAAGCUGUUGACCCGGUAUGAGCUGACACUCGAAAAGGAUGGGAGGCCAUAUAUAGGCGGGAGGCCGAAAUACAAGUAUUACGACUUCUCCGUGGUGGCACCUAGCGAAUUCGGCAUGAGUUUGAAGAAGCUAUAG
Exophiala xenobiotica is the source of this 1535-nucleotide messenger RNA. RefSeq lists its product as uncharacterized. Bases 30 to 1535 code for a protein of 501 amino acids. Gene Ontology annotation, molecular function: heme binding; iron ion binding; monooxygenase activity. The record is from RefSeq and is a predicted model, not a curated record. NCBI's taxonomy places the organism in Eukaryota, Fungi, Ascomycota, Eurotiomycetes, Chaetothyriales, Herpotrichiellaceae. The transcript has 2 exons.